AUGACACCUGAAGAUAAAUUAACUUCGCAUUCUCAUCAUCACAUGCGUCGACUAUUCGGAACAAAAACUUGUCGAUUAUUAACAAUGCUUUCAUUAGUAUUUACAUUUUUUAUUAUUGAACUUGUUGUUGGCAAUAUAACAAAUUCAGUUUCACUUGUUGCUGAUUCAUUUCAUAUGUUAUCCGAUGCUAUAGCAUUAAUUAUUGCUAUAGUAGCUGUUAGAUUCUCUCGACAUCGAUCAGAUACAAAUACAUAUGGUUGGGUACGUGCAGAAGUUAUCGGCGCAAAUAUUAAUACAGUUUUUCUUCUCACUCUUUGUUUAACUAUUAUAUUCGAUGCUAUAAAACGUUUUAUUCAACCGGAACCAAUUGAAAAUGUUAAUUUAUUAUUAUUUGUUGGUUUAAUUGGAUUAGGAAUUAAUAUUAUUGGUCUUUUCUUAUUUCAAGGAUUUCAUGGACAUUCACAUGGACAUUCACAUGGGCAUUCGCAUAAAGCAGAUUCGCAUGGACAUGCACAUAAAGGAGAUUCACAUGGACAUUCACAUAAUCAUACUGAAAAACAACCCGAAGAAAACAUAGAAGAAGAAAAUCUACUAAAACAUAAUAAAUCCCAAAAACAUAUUAUAAGAGUAACACAAGAGGGUGUUACCGAAUGUGUACAAGAGAGCAAUGAACAAAUGAAAACGGUCAUUGAAGUAGAUGCUGAAAAAGAGAGUAAACCAAAGAAGAAAGCAUCAAUGAAUAUGCAUGGAGUAUUUCUACAUGUAAUGGGUGAUGCACUUGGAUCAGUAGCUGUUAUAAUUAGUGCUUUACUAAUUAAGUUUGUUCCACAUGAACCAGAAAAUACAAAACAUUGGACAGUUUAUAUUGAUCCAAUUUUAUCAAUUAUUAUUGUUAUUAUUAUAACAAUCUCUAGUAUUCCACUUUUUAAAGAUACAACUUAUAUUUUAUUACAAAGUAUUCCUAAACAUCUCGAAAUUAAUCAAAUAAAAUCUCAAUUAUUAGAAGCUAUUCCUGAAAUCAAUGGUAUUCAUGAAUUACAUAUAUGGAGUUUAACAAAUGAAAAAAUUAUUGCUAGUGCGCAUAUAAAUCGAUCAAGUUUAUCAAACUAUAUGGUAGUUGCUGCUAAAGUUCAGAAAUUUUUUCAUUCAAUUGAUAUACAUUCAGUUACAAUACAGUAUGAAUGUGAUAAUGACAUUAAAUCAAAUGAUCAACAAACAAUGAUUACACAACAGAAAACUUUAUAUAAUGAGAAGAAAAUUCCUGGUGAUUGUUUACUUCGAUGUGAAAGUGAUGAAUGUGACGCUAAAACAUGUUGUACAAAAAGUUCAAAUCGAAGAAAUAGUUUAGUCAAGAAUAGUGAUACGAAUCGAAUACAUCCAAUUAGUGAACCAACUCAUUUCAGAAAUACAUUAUAUACACAAGUAUAA
Adineta steineri is the source of this 1428-nucleotide messenger RNA. The record is from the annotation of a GenBank genome assembly. Lineage: Eukaryota; Metazoa; Rotifera; Eurotatoria; Adinetida; Adinetidae.